Drosophila arizonae is the source of this 2034-nucleotide messenger RNA. It is a transcript of the gene Sce, whose product is annotated as E3 ubiquitin-protein ligase Sce. The record is from RefSeq and is a predicted model, not a curated record. Gene Ontology annotation, cellular component: ubiquitin ligase complex; PcG protein complex. NCBI's taxonomy places the organism in Eukaryota, Metazoa, Arthropoda, Insecta, Diptera, Drosophilidae. Gene Ontology annotation, molecular function: chromatin binding; ubiquitin protein ligase activity.
AAACGCUAAGCAACACAGAUAUCGAAUAAACGCAAAGUAAAGUGAAAAUUUGUGUGAAAACGAAAAGUUAAAGACAUUGAAGUGAAUAGAAGAGGAUGGCCUCGCUGGAACCAACGCAAAAUAAAACAUGGGAUCUAUCCCUAUAUGAGCUGCAGCGCAAGCCGCAAGAAAUAAUCACAGACAGCACAGAAAUAGCUGUAUCUCCGCGCAGCCUACACAGCGAAUUAAUGUGCCCCAUUUGCUUGGACAUGCUCAAGAAAACGAUGACCACCAAGGAGUGCUUGCAUCGGUUCUGCUCGGAUUGUAUUGUGACCGCAUUGCGAUCCGGCAACAAGGAGUGUCCCACUUGCCGCAAAAAACUUGUGUCCAAGCGUUCGUUGCGCGCCGAUCCCAACUUUGACUUACUCAUCUCGAAGAUCUAUCCCAGUCGCGAGGAGUACGAAGCCUCGCAGGAGAAAAUCAUGGCCAAAUUCAAUCCAACGCAAUCUCAAAAGGCGCUCGUGAACUCCAUCAACGAGGGCAUCAAGCUGCAGUCGCAGAAUCGGCCGCAACGCUUUCGCACCAACAAGGGUGGAGGCGGGGGUGGUGCUGCUGCCAACAACAAUGGAGGUGGGAACGCCAGCAAUUCUAAUCGUGGUGUGAAUGCUCACGAUACGGCCUCCAAUGACAGCAACAGCAAUACGAACGGUAACGAGCGUGAAUCCCGGGACACCAGUGGAGCGACUGGAGCUGCUGCACCCGCUGCGCCAGCCGCAACAGCUACUACAACGCCCGUCAGCAGCAGCAGCAGUAGCAGCAACGCCACUAACACCACCACCACCACCCAGGCGGGCACAUCAGGCGCUAGCACCUCAUCGAAUCGCAUGCAAGUGGAUGAUGCAUCAAAUCCUCCUUCGGUGCGUAGCACUCCUUCUCCGGUCCCGUCGAAUUCGAGCAGCACGAAGCCGAAGCGUGCGAUGUCGGUGAUGACGUCGGAGCGUUCGGAGGAAUCAGAAUCGGACUCACAAAUGGAUUGCCGCACCGAGGGUGACUCGAAUAUCGAUACCGAGGGAGAGGGCAACGGCGAACUGGGCAUCAAUGAUGAAAUCGAGCUAGUCUUCAAGCCCCAUCCCACAGAAAUGUCCCCUGAUAAUCAGCUGAUCCGUGCACUCAAAGACAACUGUGUAAGGUACAUCAAGACAACAGCGAACGCCACGGUGGACCAUCUCAGCAAGUAUCUAGCGAUACGCCUGACCCUCGACCUGGGCGCCGAUCUGCCAGAGGCCUGUCGCCUGCUCAACUUUUGCAUCUACGUGGCACCGCAGCCGCAGCAGUUGGUCAUCUUGAAUGGCAAUCAGACGCUGCAUCAGGUCAACGACAAAUUCUGGAAGGUGAACAAACCCAUGGAAAUGUAUUACUCAUGGAAGAAGACCUAAAGCGUUACCUUACCUAGUUAAAUGCAUUUUAGUUAUUAAGCAUUCAACAUAUAUAUACUCGUAUAUAUAAUAUUUCAAUGUAUACAUGUUUAGUUUUAUCAUCUAUGUGCUCAACAAGAAUAUAUAUGUAUAGAAGUACACCAUCAAAUUCUCGAUGAUGUAUGUAGAAACCACAGAUCAAUUUUCGUUAUUAUGAUUGCAUAUAAAACAUAUCCAAAAUAUGGUUCCAUAAGUCAGAGCCUAUCCCUGUACGUUGGAGGAAUAUUGUAGAACCGGAUCAGGUUGUCAAGUAAUCAGAGCCAAGGCGCUUGGACAGUGAUUAAAGGUUGCCUUAUGAUAAGAACAAGCGAAUUAUUCUUUGCGUAAUUGGACGUUUGUAAAUGUGUGAAUGUACAUACAUACAGAGCAUUGACGUAGAUAAAAAUAAUUGUAAGAAUACAUUGGUGAGGAACGCUUAAAAUGUAGAUAAUAUUUAGCUAUGCUAUGACUGCUAACCGUCUCACGGAUGCGUUGCUAAUGAAUGUGACUAAUGUGCUUCGCUGGGCUCUAAUUGGGGCUGCGGCUGAGGCAGAGUGUGGUUGACUUAAACAUUUCAAUUUGUUUACAAUUAGUGUUAUAU